AAUAAAGAUUUUGUAAUUAUUAGACGGUAAAAUCAAUAUCUAUUAGUCAUUGUCAUAUCUGGCAAAAAUCUACAUUUCCAACAUGUCUGAAUAUAUUCUUGUCACCGGAGGAGCUGGUUAUAUUGGAAGUCACACUGUCGUUGAUUUGCUGGAAAAUGGAUUUUGUCCAGUUGUUGUGGAUAACUGUGUAAAUGCCAUAGUUGCCGAAGGCCAUAAGACUCCAGAAAGCAUUAGACGUAUAGAAACUAUAACGGGUGAAAAAGUGAUAUUUCAUAAUGUCGAUUUGUGUAACAAGAAAGAUUUGGAAAGUAUUUUUGAAAAAUAUAAAUUUUCUGCUAUCAUGCAUUUUGCUGGCUUGAAAUCUGUGAAUGAAUCCGUUUCAAAUCCAAUGAAUUAUUAUGAAGUUAAUUUAGGUGCUACAAUCAAUUUGAUUGAAUGCAUGAAAGCUUAUAAUGUAUUCAACAUCGUAUUCAGCAGUUCUGCCACUGUAUAUGGAAUUCCAGAGAGACUGCCAAUUGAUGAAUCACAUCCCGUAGGAAAUGGAAUUACCAAUCCUUACGGGAAAACCAAAUAUUUCAUUGAAGAAAUAUUCAGAGAUCUUGCUAAGGCUGAAUCACAGUGGAAAAUAAUACUUCUUCGAUAUUUUAACCCCGUCGGAUCUCACGUUUCGGGGUUAAUUGGUGAAGACCCACAAGGUCCUCCAAAUAACCUAAUGCCCUAUGUAGCCCAGGUUGCAAUUGGCAGAAGACCAAUUUUGAGUAUCUUUGGUAACGAUUAUGAUACUCCUGAUGGUACUGGUGUGAGAGAUUUCAUACAUGUUGUUGAUCUUGCUAAAGGUCAUAUAUCAGCACUCAAGCAUAUUAAUGAGGUUUGUGGAUGCAAAGCAUAUAAUCUUGGAACAGGAAAAGGAUAUUCAGUUCUUGAAGCUGUAGAGGCCUUCAAAGAAGCAUCAAAUAAAGAUAUUCCAUAUAAAUUUGCUCCACGCAGACCUGGUGAUUUAGGAGAUGUUCAUGCUGAUCCAACCCUGGCCAAGAAAGAACUCAACUGGACUGCCAAUUGGAGUCUUUCACGAAUGUGUGAAGAUUUAUGGAGAUGGCAAACUAUGAACCCAACUGGAUAUAAUCCCAAUGAGAAAAUUUGAUGAUCCGCGCAUUAUUUCUGCUUUAGUAUUAAUGACAUUUAUAUUAGUAUUUAGUAGUAACAAUUAGGAAUCAAAUUAUACUUAGAAAUAUUUAUUUUAAUUCGUAUUUUAUACCAGGGCUACUCAACUAUUUUUACCGAAGAUCCGCAUACAAAAUUUCCAAAUUAUUUGGGUCCGGUGUUUCCAGAAAUUAUGUUUCGGCAUCAUUAAGCACGCACUUCCUUGACCGGCUAUAGCAAAUCAACAUUGUUUAUUAUGGUGUUAUAGUUCUUUUCAUAUAUAUUCAAUACAAUAAUAAAAGUCAUUUUAUAAAAUGAAACUAUAAAAGUGGGGUUAAUGAUUUAAAAUAAAGAAUUAGGUGCGGUCCGAAUCAAACUCCAAAAGUCCGGAUUCGGACCGCGGUCUGCCAGUUGAGUAGCCCUGUUUUAUACUAUGCAUUAAUACUAGCUUAUUUCUCAUAUUGUUUCAUCACCAUACUAUUGAAAAUGUUUCAUGAUAAUGUCUCUUCAUGAAAAAGCUAAAUAUUUAGCAAUGUGUACAUGAGGCAUUUCUAGUGCAAAUGUGAAUAAAGUUUUGCUUUGAUGCUUUUUUUAAUUCAUUCGACAUAUAUGUGAUGUAACAUGUCAACAAUUCAAAUAGAAGGUAAAAUAAAAAAGCAAAAAUUAGAUUUAAAAUGCAGUCUUUUCUUUAUUUAUUAAUUUUUAAUAGAUAAUAUUAGGACAUGGAAUAAUACUCUACACCAGGGGUGUGCAACAUCUAUGUCGGUGGGCCACAUAGCCAACAAAUAUAACAUAUAAAUAACAAUGAGGAAUUAUUACGUCACAAUAUGUUGUAAACAAGCGUUGUGAAAUUCGGCACUAAUGAAAUACAUCACCGACAACCAGAGCACUGCGGGAAAGGCAAUCCGCUUAUCGCUUACCCUCACAGUAAUUAAGGUGCCGGACAGAAUGGCGAAAGAUUUAACUCAUCGACAAGAGUAAAAUAACAUUAUAAUAUAUUGUGAACGCCUUUUUAAACAUAAACUGACAGAUUAGGAUUUUAUGCCUGAUGGGGAAAAAUCUUAGUGUUGACAAGGACCACACUAAAUGGCUUGUUGCACACCCUGGCUCUAUCUACACUGUCAAUGAUUUUCUUUACCAGAUAAUCGACUGUAAACUUUCAUUCAAAAAUGUUUUAGAUCGAGGUAUUUUUUGUUAUUAAUGACCAUUGAUAAUAUACAAAAAUUAAAACCUCACUUCGCCUUUCCCUGGCAAUCUUUUAUUUGCCCAUUAUUUAAUCUGUACCUUUUAUUAUUGCCCAUGUCAUUAAAGAAAAUUGUGCUUUUAUUUAGA
Messenger RNA from Styela clava, 2472 nucleotides. Its product is annotated as UDP-glucose 4-epimerase-like. Gene Ontology annotation, molecular function: UDP-glucose 4-epimerase activity. NCBI's taxonomy places the organism in Eukaryota, Metazoa, Chordata, Ascidiacea, Stolidobranchia, Styelidae. Gene Ontology annotation, biological process: beta-D-galactose catabolic process via UDP-galactose, Leloir pathway. The record is from RefSeq and is a predicted model, not a curated record. Gene Ontology annotation, cellular component: cytosol.